AUGGCCUCGAGAAGGAGGAAAAAUUGCUUGUGCUUCCGUUCUCUCCAUUUAUCCUCCGCGGUGCUCUUUCUCUCGACGAUUCUCCCCUCCUCCUCCUUCGCACAGAUCACAGACCCCGCAUCCUCGAGCCCCUCGAACUUCGCAACUUCACUCAGUUCCAGUACACUCCAAACAUCAACGACAUCCAAUGCCUCUCCCUCACCCACGCAAAGCGCCUCUCCCGCAUCAUCAUCGUCGUCUGCAGGAGACAACAACGAUGGCCGCAACACCGCUGGCAUGUUCAACUACUACUUCAUAAUCGUCGCUGUUGUUGUAGUCCUCUUCGUACUAACCAUGCUCUACAUUGGCAAACGCAAGAAGCAAAAAGCCGCCAUUAUGCGAUCCAACUCGCAGCGCGCACUUGCAGAAGAUGUCGAAGGACUCCGCAAUCGAUUUGGCAUGGGGAGAGGCGCAAUGCGAAGGGCUCAUGCUGGUGGUUUGGGAUCCGGAGAGGGGCGCGGUGCGGCUUGGUUGGAUGAGAGGACCGAGGGGUUGAAUGAGAGGGGAGAGGCGCCGCCGCCUUAUAGACCCGGAUCGAAACCACCGAGUUUAAGAAGCAAUGAUGGAGUUGCUGUUAUGGAGGUUUCCGGAGACUCGAGACCCGGGAGUGGGCAGCCGGUGGAGAUGAAUACGAUUGAGCGACCGACCCCGACACUGGGACAGGACCCGCCGGGAUAUCAUGAGGAGACGAAUAGAAAUGAGAAUAGGAAUAAUGGGGGAACCGAAAGCUGGGCUGAUUUGGAGAUGACGAGGCCGGCCCCUGUUGUGACUGCUCCGCCUAGGAGGGAUACAUCUACGGAGUAG
Messenger RNA from Cadophora gregata, 843 nucleotides. RefSeq lists its product as uncharacterized. The transcript has a single exon. Lineage: Eukaryota; Fungi; Ascomycota; Leotiomycetes; Helotiales; Ploettnerulaceae. The coding region runs from base 1 to 843 and encodes 280 amino acids. The record is from RefSeq and is a predicted model, not a curated record.